Lasiosphaeria miniovina is the source of this 1191-nucleotide messenger RNA. Its product is annotated as heterokaryon incompatibility protein-domain-containing protein. The annotation marks the transcript as partial. The record is from RefSeq and is a predicted model, not a curated record. The transcript has 3 exons. NCBI's taxonomy places the organism in Eukaryota, Fungi, Ascomycota, Sordariomycetes, Sordariales, Lasiosphaeriaceae.
GUCUUCCCCACCCCAAACAACGACGCGUUUCUCGAGCACGGCGUGUACCAGGCCCUCGACCCAGCGCAGCAGGAGAUCCGGCUGAUCAGGCUCUACGUCGACGACGAUGAUGACGCCCCCAUCCGCUGCGACCUCCUCCCACCAGUACCACUGGCGAGCGUGCAGGGGAAGUACACGGCCGUGUCGUACUGCGCGGGCGAUCCGGGCACGACUAAAACGGUGCUGGUCAACGGGAUCCCGUUCACCGUGUUUGCGAACCUGGCGCACGUGCUCGACGUGGCGCGCGACUUUUGGCACAAGUCGUUUCCCCCGAAUUCCAACAGCACGACAGAGAACGAGUGCAUCCUCUGGGCGGACCAGAUCAGCAUCAACCAGUUCGACCUGGCGGAGCGGUCGCACCAGGUGGGCUUCAUGCGCAGCAUCUACGCGUCGGCGGCGCGCACGCUGAUCUGCAUCUCGACGACGCGCGCCGUCGACACGCACGGCGUCGAGUGGCUGGCCGCCCUGCACGCCAGUGUCGACCCGGACGGCGACUUUUAUCAUUACUACUAUGCGCUGGAGUACCACCUGCGCACCAAGCUGGCUGCCGCUUCUGCUGCCGUCCGGGGCGGUGGGCGGUUCGCCGCCGACUGGCUGGCCUUGUACGACAUCUUCACCAGCCCGUGGUGGACGCGCACGUGGGUGUACCAGGAGUUUAUCUCGUCGGCGGAGGCGCACGUGCUGUACGGGGGCGCGUCGAUAGCGUGGCGGCACGUGGCCGAGGUGCUGCCGACGCUGCGCAAGUACAAGGUCGGCACACUCGCGGAGCCCGAGGUGCGCGAAACGAUGGCGGCCGUAGUGGACUUCUUCAUCCGCAGCAAGCUGCGGUUCGACCGGGCGGGGCCGUACGAGCUGAUGGAUCUGCUGGCGCGGUCGCGGCACCUGCGUAGCACCGACUGCCGUGACCGCGUCUAUGCCUUCCUGGGCCUCGUGCGGUGCGACUACGGCAUCGUGCCCGACUACUCGCCGAACAACACCAUGGCCUCGCUGCUGGCCGACAUGGCCAGCAAGAUCGUCUGCCGCGACCAGCAGCUGGAUAUUCUAUCGUAUGCGUGCGAGGCGCGCGGGCCGCUGUCCGGCCGCCUCCCGUCGUGGGCGCCGGACUGGACUUGCACCAGCUGCAGAGAGAUUAGAUCGCGGACGAUAGAGGAG